This is a messenger RNA of Quercus lobata, 534 nucleotides long. RefSeq lists its product as uncharacterized. Gene Ontology annotation, molecular function: nucleic acid binding; RNA-DNA hybrid ribonuclease activity. The coding region runs from base 1 to 534 and encodes 177 amino acids. The record is from RefSeq and is a predicted model, not a curated record. Lineage: Eukaryota; Viridiplantae; Streptophyta; Magnoliopsida; Fagales; Fagaceae. The transcript has a single exon.
AUGGAUCCCUUAAAGUACCUAUUUGAGAAACCAGCCUUAAUUGGAAGACAGUUAAGAUGGUUGAUCCUAUUAAAAGAAUUUGAUUUGAAGUAUGUGGCAAGAAAGACUAUCAAAAGGAGUGUUGUGUCUGAUUUUUGUGCCAAGAAUCCUAUAGAGGGAGAGGAUGGAAGAGAAGACUUCCCGGAUGAGAACAUCUUGGAUAUCAAGCUAGGAGCAUGGAAAAUGUAUUUUGAUGGAGUUGUAAGCCAAUAUGGGAAUGGGAUAGAAGUACUUUUGAUCACCCCUAAUGGAUCCCACGUGCCUUUGGCUGUUAAAUUGAACUUCGAAGCAACUAAUAACAUGGCUAAAUAUGAAGCUUGUAUCGUCGGAAUGGAAGCUCUUCGAGAGUUAGGGGUAAAAGAGGCAGAGGUAUUUGGAGAUUUGACCUUGGUUAUAGUUCAAGCCCAGAAGUUGUGGAAGGAAAAGGAAGAACAUUUGAAACAUUAUCAACAAUAUCUAGAGGAUUUGACCAAAAAUUUCGACAAAAUUGAAUAA